Molecule: messenger RNA, 1127 nt
Organism: Chenopodium quinoa (quinoa)
Lineage: Eukaryota; Viridiplantae; Streptophyta; Magnoliopsida; Caryophyllales; Amaranthaceae
Product: E3 ubiquitin-protein ligase ATL41-like
Exons: 1
Coding region: 212-931 (239 amino acids)
Source: RefSeq, a predicted model, not a curated record
ACCAAGUCAUCAUUCAAAGGGUCAACAGUCAAUCGUUUUUAUGGAUCAAUUUUCAAAGAAUUACAAAUAUUAGUCACCUUCUCCCUUCACAUUCUGAGAAAACAAAGCUCAUACAUCAACUGAAUUGCAUAUAAAUUUGCAUAGUUCCAAGUUUCUCCAACAUUUCUUCACUCAAAUCUCUCCCCGUCAUCUCCCGUCUUCGAAUCAAGCCAUGAAUUUGGACGGAGACCAACACGACGCCACCAAAAGAAUCACCUAUGACCUUAACAGCAAGAUCAUGGUAACAGCUAUACUAUCCCUCUGCUUCGUUAUCCUCCUAGUAACACUUCUUCACAUUUAUGCUAGAUGUGUCCUACGCCACCCACGCCGUAACCCCACCUUAACCUUCAUCCACCCUGACCUGGUGCAGCUCAGUGAUUCCACAACAGCAAAAUCCGGACUUGAUCCAACAGCCAUCAGUUUGCUACCAUCAACUCUGUUCAAGCAGAUGGAAAAUGAUGACGAACACAUUGAAUGCUCUGUGUGUUUAAGCAUAUUGGAGGAGGAUCAGCAAGUUAGGCGUCUACCCAACUGCAAUCAUGUAUUCCAUACGUCGUGCAUCGAUCAGUGGCUCAGUGGCCAAGCAACGUGCCCGAUUUGUCGGUCUGAGGUGUCUCCUCUAUUAACCCCGCUAGACCGAGAACCUCCCAUUGUCAGUGACCUGACCGAGGUAGUGGUUGUUACUUCAGAAGGUCUUGAACAUAAUAUUCAGGAUGUAAUAAACUCAGGCAAUAAUAGUAAUAAUCCUAGCAAGAUUAUUAAUGCUGGAAGCGGAUCAUCGUCGUCAAGCUUUCGAAUGAGCUCUUUUAGGAAGAUCAUUAGUAGGGAAAGAUCAUUAUCUUCAAGCAGAAUGCAAGUUUUUGAAGAUCAACAGAAUCAAGUUCAGCAAUGAUCUCUGACAUUUUGCAGAAAUUCUAUUUGUUUAAUAUUAGUGUUUAGGCAUACAUUAUAAACAAUAGUAUCAUUAUUUAAUAUAUUUUGUAUGAGAUUCAACUCAAAGAAGAAAAAAAAAAAAAAAAAAAAAAAAAAAGUCAUUACAUGUAUACAAUCAAUUGGACAAAUGAGAACAUGAAAAGAGUUUUUCAAUA